Messenger RNA from Nothobranchius furzeri (turquoise killifish), 4521 nucleotides. NCBI's taxonomy places the organism in Eukaryota, Metazoa, Chordata, Actinopteri, Cyprinodontiformes, Nothobranchiidae. The record is from RefSeq and is a predicted model, not a curated record.
ACUGACGACAGUGACUCCUCGUCAAACUAUUCAGACGAUGAUUCUAUGGGCCGAGGCCGAUCAGAACCAGAAACAAAACCCAUCUUAUCUGUCCAGAGAUCUGGACACAUAGAUCAUUUUGACAUCGUGGAGCGGGUGGAGAUGGGUCAAAUGGCCUCCAUGUUCUUCAACAAAGUUGGAGUCAACAUGUUCUACAUCUGCAUCAUCGUCUAUCUUUAUGGAGACCUGGCCAUCUACGCUGCCGCCGUGCCCAUAUCACUAACAGAAGUGGCCUGUGGAAAUCACUCCUGCAGCGCGGGAAGUGUAAAGUACAACGACACAGAUCCGUGUUGGGGAUCUGUCACCAGAAAAGAUGCAUACAGGGUCUUUUUGGGAGUCUUCACUCUUCUGUUGGGACCUUUCACCUUCUUUAAUGCUCAGAAGACCAAAUAUCUUCAAAUUCUCACCUCACUCAUGCGCUGGAUUGCAUUCAUCAUGAUGAUCAUCUUGGCUCUGAUUCGGAUCGGUAAAGGCACCGGAGAGGGACACCCCCCUGUUGCCAGCUUCUCUGGCGUCCCGAACCUAUUCGGCGUGUGCGUCUACUCCUUCAUGUGCCAACACUCGUUGCCCUCCCUGGUGACGCCCAUCUCUGAGAAGAAGUGGGUUGGCACCCUGGUGUUGGCGGACUAUGUCCUGAUUUUGGGCUUCUACGUGCUCCUCUCCUUCACCGCCAUCUUCUGCUUUGACAGUUCAUUGUUGCAUGCCAUGUACACCUUGAACUUCACAGACAACUGUAAUGUGUUGGAUAUUUCAGCUCUGCGCUACUUCCUGGGCCUUUUCCCCGUUUUCACCAUCAGCACCAACUUCCCCAUCAUCGCCGUGACCCUUCGAAACAACUGGAAGACGCUGUUCCACCGAGAAGGGGGAACUUACCCGUGGGUGGUGGACCGAGUGGUGUUCCCCCUCAUAACCCUGGUGCCCCCCAUUGUGGUGGCCUUCUGCACAAACAACCUGGAGUCCCUGGUGGGGAUUACAGGAGCCUAUGCUGGAACUGGGAUCCAGUACAUCGUCCCAGCAUGUCUUGUAUUUUUUGCCAGACGCCACCUGGAGCCAGUGGUGGGCCGAGAUGCCAUCAACAUGCACCAGUCUCCUUUUCGCCAUGCCUUCUGGGUGUGGUUCGUCUUAAUCUGGGCUGGCUUCUGCCUCAUGUUUGUCACAGCAAACAUUAUCUUGACAGACACAAAGAAAUAAGAACUGGACUUUAUAAAGGUCCGUGUCUGAACGUUCCUCUUUCCAAGGCCUUACUGCUGCUCCACAGACUCCGUGCCUUUCCAUCAAACGUUUGUUGCUUAAAUUCAAAGGGAUGAAACAUUAUUUGUUGAAAGGGACCAAAUGUUUACUUUUCAAACUGAAAGCUGAGGAGUGUAUGAUCGAAACAAAAAAAUCUAUUAAAAAUGUUUUGCAGUCUGAGGUUUUCACAUGGUUUUACAUGAACACAGCUUUUGGAAAAUGAACCAAGUACACUUAAAACAGGAAACAGCUGAGAGACGCAGGGAAAGAUGAAAGAGAAGUUUAAUCCCUGCUACCACCUUCUGAUUUCUGAGUCCUGUGGUUUUUUAGAAGCUGUAGAAUCUUCCCAUCUGGUUUUGCCUGAAGGACUCUUCUCUUUUUUAAUUUCACUCUUUAAAUCAAUUAAAGAAAAAUCGUUCAGACUUUAAUGCUGAUGCUUCGCAUCCGAAUAUUCCAAUAAAACUAAAUUAAAACUGGAGGAAUGCACAAGCUGUCACAACUUUGUUCUUCAUGUGACUUGGUACUGAGAUAAGAACCGGGAACAUUCGCUCUAUUAGAAGCUGAUGGGUAUUUAUCCCUCAGCCAUCAUGAACGAUGAAGCUGCGUCUGUGACGGGUCGGCCUGCGUCUGUUUAUCAGAACGUGCUCAGUUGUAGUUUGUGUUUCCCAUGUUCCCUGUUCAGUUCAUGACUGUCAGCCUUAACGGGUCCGUCACACAGCUCCGAACCUGCCAGGAUGUUUCAGAUCCACGGGUUUUCAGAACAGAUGUUUUGGUGGCUCUCAGUCUGAACUCUUCUUUCAGUUGGUAGAAACAUGCUGAGGCAAUUAAAUAUUUCAUUGUGAUCCUGUGUGAGCAUCACACAUAAGAUGUAUUUAUAUUAACCACCUAGAAUAAACAAAACCACACGUUUAAGCCAAGCUGUCUGCUUUAACUGAAGGAUUUGUGUGAAAUUUCUUUUUCAGCAGUUUUAUUUGAAACAAAAGUUGCACUUUAAUCUUCCCACAAAGCAAAGUCAGUUUAAUUAUGUUUACACCUGUAUGCCUGAUCAUUUAUUUUGAUACUGUGUGCCGAACUUGUUGGUUAAUCUAAUGUGAACUCAGUGGGAACAAGACCUGUUGCUAUUUUAAGUGUCCAAAGACAAAAAGAUGCACAGUUUUUGGACAUACUUUAGUUAAUCUUACUGAUUCAUAUAUAUUGUUAAUAUUUUAUGUUUAUGAAUUCCUGGAAACACGUCUCAGAAACGUUUCUGUUAUUAGAAGUAUUAAAAGGAUUUAUCUGGAUAUAACGUGUAUUUGGAUAAAACGGACCAAAAGCUAAACAUGUUACAAGUUUGAAUUUGCAGCUGACAGUCUAAAACAUAAAGGUGAUCCACACGUGUAGACAUUUUGUUUGUUCUGAUUCUCAUUCAUGAGUUAUUCAUGCAGGAAAACAUUGUUUCCUCAGGGAGAAACGAUUCCAGCUCUAGUUAGACUUUGGGUUAGAUGUUCCUAGUUUCUGCUGAAUGUUUGGUGUAUUGUUUGGGUUAAGACUCAAGUUUCUUCCCCUUGUAGAGAUGUUGUUCAAAUGUUUAUGUCAAAACAGUUGUCUGCAAAAAAAAUAGUUUUCCAAGGCCAAAUCAACAGUUUUUAUUUCAACAAAUUCAAUUCCACUUCUUCAUAGAUUUUGUCUUCCUGCAACAAUUCUCCACUCAUUUGAAAUCUGAUUGAGACUUAGACAGAGACACUAUCUAUAGACACCUUUAUAAUAAUAAUAAUAAUAAUAAUAAUAAUAAUAAUAAUAGUAAUAAUAAUAAUCAGUGUUUCAGUUUUAAACAUGAUGCGAGGCCCAAGACAUUAUAAACUGUCUUUUUACCAAACAUAAGACUGAUAACAAAUACUUGAUAAUAAAAUUUAGGACUCUAUGAAAUCCUUUAAUAAAGCGUGUUUGUCAAUCAUUGCUUUAGGAACUUAAAAUGGCAAAAGAGAGGACCUUACUGGGGGGGAAAAUUGGAUUUUUGGACCUCUAAAAGUUGCACAGGUGUGAGUUAAAGUUCACCCUCAGUAUUUGCUGUAAUUCAGGGAUUCAGUUUCCAAAGGCACACAGCUUCUUGAUGAGUUUUAAGGUGUGGUUUACUCAUUUAUUCAAUGUAUUUGCAGUGUUCUCUAAUAUAAAUGCCUCAUGAGUCAUAAGAAAAAGCUAUGAUGCUCCUGUUCUGAGAUGCAGAAGUUUGCUGGUCUAGAGGUGGGCUGAAAACAGCAGGAUUGCUCAUUAUUAAUAAUGGUAAGCACACACCUUGCUUCUGAUUAACUAACAGAAUGCAUUCAGCCAUUUUGGAAAGUCGCUGUCAUCAAGACACUCUGUUUUAUCUCCUCACUGCAAAUACAUUUUUUAAAAAGCCCUACCAUGAAUGCAAAUUCACAGUGUGACAUAGAUAUGUGAGGAUUUUCAGAUCCUAGCAUUUCACCAUCUACUUUCUAUCAGAAGCUAAUAUUGGAGGUAGGUGUAGGAGACUGUCUUCAUGUUUAGCCUGCAUGAAAAACUCGGAGUGAUCGAUUAUAAUAAGAAAUUAUCAUUAAAUAAUUUUUUGGGUCAACCACACCUUUAAAAGCAGCUUUAAGAGUUUGGCUCAUGUCGAGUUGUUGUAACCUGGAUGUUUUUAAGGGAAUUUUCACAGCGUGGUGUUGAUUUUAUGGGAAUAAGACUCUGCUGGUCUUCAGGCGGUAACAGCCCUGUGUGGGUGUGGCCUGUGUGCAUGGGUGGAGCCUCUACUGGUUUGUUUCAGUUUACAUUUCCACUUAUCCAUCCUCAUGUUUUACAUUAGUAAAGUUGAACGUCUGAAGGGAAAAAACACUUAAACUUUCACAGCAAACAAACACAACAUCCCCAGAGUGAGGGAGAGAUUCUUGAUUUUUUUGACGACUUAAGUUUUUUUUUUUCUCACGUGUCAAGUCAGUUAUUUUACUUGUUUAAAGCCACAUUUUUUAAAUCCUUCAUGGCAUGACUUCAUCUUACUGACAAUAUGUUUGGUGCCAAAAACCUUUUCUUUAAAUCUGCUUUUCUUUUUAUGUCUUCAUUUUAUUAAAGUGAUUUAUUUGUUUUAUUUCAAAAACGGUUUUAUUUUUAUUUGCUGAUGUUUAAUGGAUCUCUGUUUCUAUGAUCUUUUCCUCAUCACUUUACAUUCUGUAUGGAUGUUUGCUUGUUUUGUGACUUUUCUUUGACUCACGGAUAAAUAAAGCCUUUAUGUUCUGAAUUUUAUUAGCAUUGAAACAAAAA